This is a messenger RNA of Mucor mucedo, 1116 nucleotides long. RefSeq lists its product as uncharacterized. The transcript has 4 exons. Lineage: Eukaryota; Fungi; Mucoromycota; Mucoromycetes; Mucorales; Mucoraceae. The annotation marks the transcript as partial. The record is from RefSeq and is a predicted model, not a curated record.
GAUGUGCUCCAAGACAAGCCGGAUGUUGGUGCUUUGGAUUUGGGUUUGGGUGGUGCUGUUGUUCCUUUUGUUGCUGGAGGAACUUCAGAUUCUUGUUCUGUUGCAAGAUCUCCUCUUUUUGAGGUUAGUUCUGUUACUCCUGGUCUCGCCGCUGAUACGGUGUCUUUGGGCUCUUCUUCUCCUUGGUGUUUUCCUGCUUCGGUAGAUGUCAAUCCGACUAAGCCGUUCACCUUUGACAGCGACAUGGAUUGCGAUUUUGCUGUGUUUGGCUCCUGGGUUUCGGUGGGCUCUUCUUGGUCUUCUUCCUCUUCUUUUGUGGAUGAAGACACAUCCUUCAAAAGAAAGUUAUCUUUCGCGAGUUUCCGUCCUUCGGACGUUGAACCUGAAGGCAAGUGUCGACGGUUGUUUCGUGUGUCUGGUUGCUCCGCUGGAGCCAAAAGAAAGCCUAAGCCUGUUCCUCCUUCUCCUGAAAGUAUACUUGUCACAAAAGAAUCUUCCAGGGCUACCCAUAGAACUCUCGUCUCUCACACCGGUCCAACUCACCAGAAAGAUGUUGAACAUCGUAACCGGGUGAGAGUCAAACGAGAGUUUAUGGGUUCCCUGGACACAAUCUAUGAGGAGGGUAUUCCCAAUUUUUUGUUUAUUAACAAAGAGGCUGAAUUUACAAUACUCCAAAUCCAAGUCUUGACUAGACAAUUGGACGAAAUUCGCAUCUCACUUCAACAACGAUUGACACUUCAACGUAUUGACGAAGAUUUUGAUCAUGACCAUCGGAUUUUUGGCCAACCUAAUUCCCCAGAUUGGCUGCAAGACGCCAUUACAGACAUGUCGAAUGUUCUUCCAUGUCUCCCUCAUGUGAACAAUUUAUGUGUUCAGCAGCUUUUGAAAAACGAUUUUGGAUCUACCGCCACAGCCAACACGAAAUGGCGGAAAUACGAACGCAUGGAGAUCGAAGAGGAUGUUGAUGCUGAAGCAGAUGAGGACCCUAAUGACAGUCGAGUUAAUUAUAAUAAGAAUACCAUAUCCAAUAUGCGUCGUGAAAUUUUUAAGAUAAGGAAAUCAUCCAAUAACACCAGUUCACUAUUUUGUACGACGGAGAACGGUAUCUUGUUUUAA